AUGGCACUGCCGGCGCCCCUGCUAGAGAUAAUAGCUUGUGCCAUGAAGGAAACAGCCCCCUCGAAAUGGUGUCAGGCUUUCUUCGCCAUCGCAGCAAUCACCGCGCUAUCUGUCCAACUGAUUCCCAAGGCCUCUCAAUCCCUGCUCCUUGACUACGGCCCUCGCGCAACACAGGCCAAGUACGGCGCCCCCGGAGACCAAGUGGGCUGGCUCUACACGAGUGUCCGACUCGUCACGGCGGUGCAGGUGCCGCACUCGUGGUUCAAUCACUUUUACGCCGCGUCCGUGGCGGCAUCUGCCUUUUGGGCAUACCAGUACUUCGCUGGCAGGUCCUUGUUAUUGGCAAUAAUCACGAAGCAGGCAGCUGUGGAGGGCCCUUCCAUGGGGAAGGAACAGGUCUGGCUAGUGUGGAUUUUGAUGGCUCUGCAAGGUGGACGCAGACUGUUCGAGUGUUUCUAUGUCAUGAAGCCGUCCCGUUCAACAAUGUGGAUAGGUCACUGGGCUUUGGGCUUGAUUUAUUAUCUUGACAUGAGCGUUGCGAUCUGGAUCGAAGGAUCACGUAUGUUCCACCGCAUGGCACCCCGGCUGGCUACUAACCAUGCUGCAGGUUCACUCUUGCAUUCCAAGGCAGACACUGCAGUGUCAAGUGGCUUCUCAACCUCCCAGCUCGUGGGUAUCGCCAUCUUUACCACAGGAUGGUUGCAGCAGCACAAAUGCCACCAGUAUCUGGCCAGUCUGAAGAAGUACACCUUGCCUGAAGAGGGACUAUUCAGGCACAUCGUGUGCGCUCAUUACACCUGCGAGUGCCUCCUAUACGGCGGACUCGCCAUGGCCGCAGCCCCAGCUGGACGGUGGUUCAAUCGUACGCUCAUCUGUGGCUCUGGUUCGUCAUUGUCAACCUGA
Molecule: messenger RNA, 903 nt
Organism: Verticillium alfalfae VaMs.102
Lineage: Eukaryota; Fungi; Ascomycota; Sordariomycetes; Glomerellales; Plectosphaerellaceae
Exons: 1
Coding region: 1-903 (300 amino acids)
Biological process (GO): dolichol-linked oligosaccharide biosynthetic process; polyprenol catabolic process
Cellular component (GO): endoplasmic reticulum
Molecular function (GO): 3-oxo-5-alpha-steroid 4-dehydrogenase activity
Source: RefSeq, a predicted model, not a curated record